UAGUCGGACUCACCGAUGGCUGGGUUAAUUAUCCGCGGUCGCUCGGAGUGCUGCUAUUUCUGGGUUUUGUUGUUCUCGUGUAGACGCAGAGAUUUUUUGGGGGGUGGUUGAAUGGUGAGGGGUGACAAUGCCCCGUACUCAGCGUCUUCGUUUGGACAACGUGGUCACGUCGAUGGCGGAAUUGGGCCCCACAAUUCCCGAUGGCGGUUAUUCCUGGCUUGUGUUUCUCGGUAUUAUCAUGAUUCAGAUCACGGUUCCUAGUGUCCUGUCGAUGUACGGCGUCGUCUUGAGUUAUUUGCACAGCGAUUCGGAACCAGAUAUCUAUCUUUGGAAGGGGAGCGUCACCCUCACGCCGAUACUGUUUAUCGCUUUCUGGAGUUUAGCCGAUCCAUGGAGCCGUACGAUUGUAAACCUUGCCACAGUACCACGUUUCGUAGGGCUGACAGGAGUAGCUCUGCUUGCGAUCGGCAUCCUAGCAUCGGGAUACCUCGAGACAGGAGGAGUCGGAGCUUAUCUUGCGCGGUUGAGUGCCGGCGCUGUUAUGGGGAUAGGCGCAAGCACGGUGCUGUUGCAGAGCGAGAAUCUUCUACGAAGACAUUUUCGGACGAGAUUAGUUCUAGUAUUGACGUUGAAGCGAAUAUCGUUUUCUCUUGGCAUCGCGAUGAUGCCUGGAUACGCCUACAUGCUGUUGCAAAACACCGGGCUUCAAACGGGCCUCCUGCUUCUCUCCACGGCCCUUUUACCCGGCAUCCUUGGUGCUUGUGCCUUCGACGCCCCCGUACUCCAGAGAACAACGCCGUACCGUCUGCUCAUCUCCGAAGAGGACAACGAAUUGAGCAUUCGAGAAACCCCCGAAGAGACACUGAGCUUUCCGAAUCUGGAGGAAGAAUUCAGAAAUGAAACAGAAGAGAAUGAUGGGACAACCACCGGAGAACCAAUCCCAACACCUCUUUUCAGUGAAGGGAGUAAUUCGUACUCUUACGACGAGCCGGAGGAUGAUAUAAAUCUAUUCGUCACCCCUAGUGGUUCUUCCACGACCACCUGGCUCGAAGAAUUUCGAACACUGCGACUAAUCAAGUUCUGGAGUGCCGUUGUUACUUGGUUUUCCAUCAAGGGCUGCGCGUUUUCCCUCCUCGUGCUUUCUCCGUCUAUGGCCAUGACCCAAGGCCAGGGGUUCACCACCCUCGGUCAGUCCGUCACGUUGACUACCGUCAUCGGUCUAGGGACGUUUCUACCUGGUGCAGCUUCUAUUUGGAGUCCCAAGACUGCGCGAUGGCGAAGCGUUUAUUUUGGAACCAUGUGCUGGCUUGGAAGCGCUGCGCUCUGGGGAAUCGUUUCCAGCAGUAAGCAUGUAUGGUUUUUACUUUGGGCUUUCGUUGGAGGAGUGAGUAUAGGCGGUUGUUCUGUUGCGGAGGAAAGUGCACUCCGUGAUCUACUCGGAGCAAAAGGUGCCAAUAGAGCACUCAGAGGACUCAGUAUGAUUGUGGGACUGGCUUUGCUGUUUCUAAUAUUUAUCGAGGAUUUCUCAACCUGCCUACGAAUUGUGUCGAUAGCUGAACUCGUGGGAGGUGGGUACUGGAUUCUUACGCCAUGCUUUGGUGCGUUGCGGGCACGAUGGUCAAAGCGGUGAUAUCGAUUUAAAAAUAAGCUAAUUGUAUGUAUGGACAUAAAUUUGUAUAUCCAUUAUUUUUUAAGAAUCAGUCUAAUUGUAAGUCGAACUAUAUGUAAUUUUUAAUUUGAAUAGUUUAUAUUUUUCAAUACAAGACAUUUAUUUUUCUAUAUACAUUUAGAUUAUUGAUAAUUCUCACUGAUAAAAUGGGAUGCUUUCAGACUGAUGAUUAUCAGUUGCGUGACUCUGACUGACAUAAGUAAUUGAAAGUAUAGUUACGUUGUCGAAAAAUAAUUAAAUAUGACCGUAUUCGGAUGGAUCAGAGGUUGAAGGACCACCUACAAUUUAUAUUCGGUAAGAGUGGAUGAUUAUAAUAAGAAUGAUGGAUCCAGAAAAAAAUCGAAUUCUAUUCUUUAUUGAAUCUGGUUAUAUAGUUAGAUUGGAUAUCCUUUAUGUUAUCUCAGUUAUGUAAUUGUGUAGGGAUAGUUAAUUGAAAAAUAAUUUACUUCACUAUACAUAUUACAUAAGUACUCAUUUGAGCUAGAUUUAUGUUAGAAAAGAAUAACACUCUGUUAGUUUACUGAUAUGAACAUACUUUGUGUAUUUAGAAAAACUCAAUCUAUAUUCUAUAUGAAAUGCACCAAUGCAUAUAGAUAUUUUAGGGUAUAAAGUAUGAGUUACUGUGAACGUGAGUGAAAUUCUUGGACAAAUUCCAAUUAAAUAAGUGAUUUUUGAUUAAACUAAAUUUAUAAAUACACUGUAAACAGUACUUUAUAGAUUAUGUUCGUAAAUUUUAACGUAGGUGUAUUUAUAACGUAAUUUUCUACAAAACGGGUAAAAUUCGUGA
Molecule: messenger RNA, 2456 nt
Organism: Neodiprion virginianus
Lineage: Eukaryota; Metazoa; Arthropoda; Insecta; Hymenoptera; Diprionidae
Exons: 5
Coding region: 128-1630 (500 amino acids)
Source: RefSeq, a predicted model, not a curated record